CCGUGUUUUUUUUUAAAUAUCAGAGUCCGGUCCAUGAAGCUGUUGGUUCCUGGUUCAUGUUUUGCAGUCGUCCCGUCUCCCUUCCCUUUCCACCCCCUCUCUCUCCCUAGGCUGGCGGCGCUUGUUUACUCGACACAGCUAGAAGAAGUUUGCGUUUGGUCUGUUGGUUCGAGGCUUUUCGAUUCCUCCUGGUCGUCUGUUUUUUUUGGUGUUGCAUACCUACUAAAAAAAUAAAUUUCAUUUCAUUUUUAAAGAAGCAUACGAAAGGGAGAAAGAAAAACAAAAAAACGUUGUUGACGAAAAAAUAUUGGGGAAAAAACAAUCACUUUGGAAUGUGUUGAAGCCAAAGGGGAGAAAAAAGCCUUCAAGGAUUUCUGGCGUUGUUGAUCAGUUUUGCGCCUGGUGUUCUGAUAAUUUAUUAAAUAUUUUGAUUGAUAUCUUCCUCUGGUGAAUUGGGCACUUGUGCUGAUUCUUCUUGUGGGGAUAGUCUGCAAUAUUAAAAAAAGAACGCAGGAAACCAGAGGAAAAUCAAGUUUGGAUCAUCUUGGAGAGGAUUUUGUUGCUGAUUGAUUUUCUCAACAGACUGGAUUUUGUUUCUUCCUCUUCUCAGGACCUGGUAAAUGUGACAGGAAAAAAACCCCAAACAAUUCCAUCUUCUUCCAGUGAUAUCAUCGGGCUAAAAGGAAAUUACAACAAAAAAAAGGCAGUUUGAGGAUGAAAUAAAAGCGAAGGAAAUGAGGGCUUUCUUGUAUUGGGCAGUGAAGCCACAACCUUUUCAACUCAAAUGUGAUUUCCAGAGAAGAUUUUGUCUUUGAAGAAACAAAAGAUUGCAGAAAGCUUUUUCAGUUGUUGUGGAAAAAAAUAAUCCUACAAAGAAAUAAGAGGGAAAAAAGCUGCAAAACCUCUAACAAACUCUCUCGAAAAAGACUGGAGAAAAAGGAACGAUUAAUCUCAUUUCCCUCUCUCAUGGACAAAGUGAAGGAUUUGAUCCAGCCUAACUGUCAAGAUCACUUUAUUUAAUCUUGUCGAAAGAGAAUUCAAGAUUUUUUUGUGCUGGGGAAAGUUGUACUUUUAUUUGCGAGAUAUUUUUCUUCCUUCUCUUUCCACCCCUAAGUAUCCCCGAAAAAAAUCUAAAAAGAAAACAAUUUUUAUUGCUGGUUGCCCUUCAACCCAGCGUUUUGUUUUAGUUUUUAUUCUGUUCUAUCCAAGGAUUGUGUGUGUUUGGGGGGGAGGGGGGUGUGGGAGUUAAUUUGAAGUAGGAAGAUUCCAGACCCAGAAUGGGGAUAAAGACUUUGAUGUUAGCCUUGGUGACUCUCUUCAUUCUGGCCAAUACUGGCCCAACAGAAUCAAAAAUUUGUCAAAGCAUAGAUAUUCGAAACAACAUCACACACUUGGAACGACUAAGGAACUGCACUGUUAUCGAGGGAAGUCUGCAGAUCCUGCUGAUGUUUGGCACAAAAUCUGAGGAUUUCCGUGGUCUGAGCUUUCCAGAACUCACCAUGAUAACUGAUUACUUGCUUCUGUUUCGUGUCUAUGGCCUGGAAAGCUUGAAAGACCUCUUCCCAAACUUGACUGUGAUUCGAGGGACACGUCUCUUCUUCAACUAUGCGCUGGUCAUCUUCGAGAUGCUGCACUUCAAAGAAAUUGGCCUGUACAACUUGGUGAACAUCACCCGGGGUGCUGUACGAAUUGAAAAGAACCCAGAACUUUGCUAUCUGUCUACGCUUGAUUGGUCAAAGAUUCUCGACUCAGUGGAGGAUAAUUACAUCAAGUCCAAUAAAGAUGACAGAGAGUGUGGCAACGUGUGCCCAGGCACGCUGAAAGGGAAGACCAAUUGUCCCCAGACCGUCUUCAACGAUCAGUUUAACCACAGAUGCUGGACGAGUGAACAUUGCCAAAGAGUUUGUCCUCCUGAGUGCCGUCGGAAAGCUUGCACUCCCAGUGGUCAUUGCUGCCACGACGAAUGCUUGGGCAGCUGUACAGAACCAGGCAAUGCAGCAAAGUGCGUGGCAUGCCGGCACUACUAUUACAAAGGCAGGUGUAUCCCCGACUGUCCUCUUGGCACCUACAGGUUUGAGGGCUGGCGCUGUGUGAACUUCUCCUUCUGUCAAAUGCUACACAACGAAUGCAAACCUUCCAAGGAGACCGAAUGCAUUGGUCAUGUCAUCCACAAUGGAGAAUGUAUGUCUGAGUGCCCAUCAGGAUACAUAGUGAACUCUACCAGCCUUCUUUGUACGCCUUGUACUGGUCUGUGUCCAAAGAUUUGCUCCGUGAAUGUAAAGACUAUAGAAUCUGUGACAGCUGCUCAAGACCUGCGAGGCUGCACCAUCAUCAAAGGCAGCUUGAUCAUCAAUAUCCGUGGAGGAACCAAUAUUGCAGCAGAGUUGGAAGCAAACCUAGGUCUAAUUGAAGUAAUCACUGGCUACCUGAAGAUCCGCAGCUCCUAUGCUUUGGUGUCACUAUCUUUUUUCCGCAGCCUGCAUUUGAUCCAAGGUGAAACUCUGGAACCUGGGAAUUAUUCCUUCUACGUAUUGGACAAUCAGAACUUGCAGCAACUGUGGGAUUGGGAAAAGCACAACCUGACUAUUGCCCAGGGCAAAAUGUUCUUCCACUACAACCCCAAGCUAUGCCUGUCCGAAAUAUACAAGAUGGAGGUGGCUACAGGGACCAAAGGGCGACAGCAAAAAAUGGAUAUUGCUCAAAAAACUAAUGGAGACCAGGCAUCAUGUGAAACCCAGCUCUUGAAGUUUGUUUACAAUAAAACUACAACUGAUAAGAUUGUGUUGAAGUGGGAGUCCUUUUGGCCACCAGACUUCAGAGACCUCUUGGGUUUCAUGGUAUUCUUCAAGGAGGCCCCUUAUCAGAACGUGACUGAAUUUGAAGGGCAAGAUGCCUGUGGAACAAACAGUUGGAAGGUGGUAGAUGUGGAGCCUCCGGGGCGAUCAGAUGGGAGAACGAUUACUCCAGGGACGCUGCUUCUUGGCCUCAAACCCUGGACACAGUAUGCAAUCUUUGUCAAGACCCUACUCACGAUAAGCGAUGAGAGACACAAUCAUGGAGCCAAAAGUGAAAUCGUCUACAUUCGCACCACAGCAGGCAUUCCUUCAGUGCCACUGGAUCCAAUAUCUGUGUCCAACUCCUCUUCCCAGAUCAUCUUGAAGUGGAAGCCCCCAACAGAUCCUAAUGGUAACAUCACCCACUACCUGGUGUUCUGGCAGCAACAGCCAGAGGACAGUGAGCUGUACGAGUUUGAUUACUGCCAGAAGGGAUUAAAAUUGCCAUCUCGAGCAUCUACGACUCACAGUGAACCUGAGGAUGUCCAGAAGCAAAACCAGACUGACGUUUGUCAGGUCUUAGGUGAAUGCUGCGCCUGUCCAAAAACAGAAUCACAGCUCAAAAGGGAAGCUGAGGAAGCUGCCUUUCAGAAGAGGUUCGAAAACUACCUGCACAAUGAGGUUUUCAUGAUAAGACCUACACCUCAAGAGAGUGAUACUAAGGACAGUAGACCUUCACGGAAACGCAGGGAACUGGGAACCUUGUCGAAUAGCAGCAUUCUAGAAGUGACUACGCCUACCUCCAUCGGUAAUGCAUCAGCAACAAGAUUACCAGAGGAAGAGUAUCCAAUAUUAUCAGAGAAGGUGUGGAUGAAGGAGUCUCUGGUGAUCUCCAACUUGCGUCAUUUUUCAGGAUAUCGAAUUGAAAUUCAUGCGUGCAACCAUGACGCAGAAACUGUGGGAUGUAGUGUUGCAGCUUAUGUUAGUGCACGAACCAUGCCCGAAGCAAAUGCUGAUGACAUUGUGGGUCCAAUCACACACAAGGUUUUCGAUAAAGUGGUUCAUAUCAAAUGGGAAGAGCCAAAGAAUCCAAAUGGUCUCAUUGUGUUGUAUGAAGUAAAUUACAAACGUCUUGUGGACUCUGAAGAAAUGCAGCAGUGUGUGUCUCGUAAAAGAUACCUCGCUGAGCAAGGCUGCAAACUGAAAGUGCACCAUCCUGGGAACUAUACUGUGAAAGUACGAGCUACAUCACUGGCCGGAAAUGGCUCUUGGACAGAGGCAUUCUCCUUCUGUAUUCAAGAUUCAAACACGAAUCAUAAUACUGAUAUUUACAAGAUAAUUGGGCCAUCAAUCCUCGCCAUUCUGCUUGUCAUCGUAGUUCCAGUUGUCUUUUUGGUAGUGAAGAAAAGGCGAACAGAAUUGCCUACAGGAAUGUUUUACACUUCUUCAAAUCCAGAAUACAUUAGUGCCAAUGAUGUCUACAUUCCAGAUGAAUGGGAGGUUGCACGCGAUAAGAUAGAGCUGCUGAGAGAGCUGGGGCAAGGUUCCUUUGGUAUGGUCUAUGAAGGGAAUGCAAAGGAUAUCGUGAAGGGAUACCCAGAUACACGUGUGGCAGUGAAAACUGUAAAUGAGUCAGCCAGUCUUCGAGAGCGCAUUGAGUUCCUGAAUGAGGCAUCAGUGAUGAAGGCGUUCAGCUGUCACCAUGUGGUCCGUUUGCUUGGUGUUGUAUCGAAGGGGCAGCCUACGCUGGUUGUCAUGGAAUUGAUGAUCCAUGGGGAUCUGAAGAGUUACUUGCGCUCAUUACGCCCAGAUGCUGAGAUUAACCCAGGCCGCCAGCCACCUACCCUGAAGGAGAUGAUCCAGAUGGCAGCUGAAAUUUCAGAUGGAAUGGCUUACCUUAACGCCAAAAAGUUUGUCCACAGAGAUCUGGCAGCUCGAAACUGCAUGGUGGGAGAGGAUUACACAGUUAAAAUUGGAGAUUUUGGAAUGACCAGAGACAUUUAUGAGACAGACUACUAUCGUAAAGGUGGAAAAGGGUUGCUGCCUGUGCGGUGGAUGGCCCCAGAAUCCCUGAAAGAUGGAGUAUUUACUACGUAUUCUGAUGUUUGGUCAUUUGGAGUUGUGCUUUGGGAGAUCAGCACUCUAGCAGAGCAACCAUACCAGGGACUAUCAAAUGAGCAAGUUCUUAAAUUCGUAAUGGAUGGAGGCUUUUUGGAUCGGCCAGAAAACUGUGCUGAUAGACUACACACCCUGAUGCAGAUGUGUUGGCAAUACAAUCCAAAGUCAAGACCCUCUUUUGUGGAGAUCAUUGGGAUGCUCAAAGACGAUCUUCACCCAAGUUUUCGUGAUGUCUCCUUCUACUACAGUGAGGAUAACAAGCCUCCUGAUACGGAAGAAUAUGACAUGGAUUUUGAGAAUAUGGAAAGCAUUCCGCUUGACCCUUCUUCUUACUCACAGACAGAAACCCCGCUUAGUCACAGCCGAGACAAUGGGCCCACCAUGGGCCUGAGGGGCAACUAUGAUGAACAUAUACCAUACACCCACAUGAACGGAGGCAAGAAGAAUGGGCGAAUAUUGUCCUUGCCAAGGUCAAGCCCUUCGUAACAUUUCCUCUACCUCCCAUUUCUUUAUCAUUUUCAUGUAUUGGGCCCUUAGAAUCUCAGGACUCAAUUAUGGCUGCCACAGUUUGCCACAUAGGGAAAAGGACCUUCAUUCGUCUAAAAGAAAUCAUUUUUCUGCCAAGUGGCUGGUUAUGUAAAUGAAUCAAACUGUGAAGAGACAAAGAAAACUCGCGCAUAUUCUAUAACUGUAGAAAUAUAUACACGUUCAUAUGGUGAAUACAUGUACAUACAUCAAGCAGACAUACAGCUGUACAUAACAUAUGUACAUAUAUAUAUUCUGAUACACAGGCAUGUAUGCACAUCCACACAUUUGUACACAGACAUGCACACACAUCUGCCAGAAUCAUAUCAGUGGUUCAUUUCUAAGGCUGUAUCAACAUCCCUGUCCCAGCCAGGAAGUGACCUUUACAACUUUCUUCUGUGGAGCGCUUGAGGCUGAGUUUAGGCCUGAUCUUGAGGGAGGGAAGGGAAAUAGUGGUGGGGCAAAAUUUCUACAGAUGGAAACAAAAAAACCAUCUACAGUAUAAAAUGACAGAAAUCCAAUUUAGUUUUCCUGACAUGAAUAUUUUAACAGUGGGAAUCUUGCGGAUCAGAAAAUCAAAAGUAAACUGAAAUCUUCUGCCAAAUUCCAACUCUAGCAUUGAUAUAUACCUUAAGAAAAAAAAUCAUGGUUGGAAGUUAUUUUAGACACAAUGGUUGGAUAACAGUUCCUCAGACCAAUAGCUGCUGUUUUUUUCCUUUCUUUUGUGAGUUUUGUUUUGUGCAAAAUUGAUGCUUGCUGUAUUCUCUCCUCUCCAAGAAAGGCUUUGCAGAAAUGAAAAGUGUGCCUCUGAGGGCCAGUGCUCCUUGUGAUGCAAUUUGGUUUUAUAGAAUUUGGACCAGUGCAAGUGAUUUCUUUGUUAACAUCUGGCACAAGGGCAUUUGUCAGGGAGCAAAGAAUUUACAAAAACUAAGCUCUGGGUUUCAGAUUCUGCUUUUUGCUCUUCACAGACCUCUUUUAAAGCUUUAUGUGACUAGAGACAGUAUGAGUCAGGGGGUUGACAUCAGCAAGCAAACGGUCUAGCCUUAAAAAUCAAUACUCUGUGUGACUAGUUUCAAAGGGCCUAGCUAGUAGGAGGAAAGGAUGAAGUUUUCAUCACACAUUCUGUCUCAGUUUGUGUUGGUAAGCAGUGAAGGAAUCGUUGUUGGACAGGUAGGUGCAGGGAACUGGAAAGGACAUGUUUCAGAUGACUUCAGGGCUCACGUAGUCAGCUGCUAUUCUCCUUGGACUGAAAAGAGAGAACUACAAAGUGGCUGAAGUGCCAAAUUUCAAAACAAAAGUUAGCACAUUCAUGUAGCAAUGUAAACUCAAUUCAAUUUGCUUUUUAAGCUUCCUUUUAUCUGGUACAAUGAACUGGCAUUCCAAACUCACAUAGGAGUUGGAGAGGCUAAAGGAGGAUUGGUCAGCGUGAAAGCAGCAUGGAAUGAAUUAUUUUCCAAUAUAACAAUGGAUGAAUAAUGCUAUAUAUCAUGUUCAUGAUUCUUAACUUUGUCCUCAGUUCAGGAGCAAUUAGGAAUGGCAUUGCUAUCAAAGUCCAAAUCCUGUAAAUGAAUAAAUAAAGACAUCAAUGCUGGGUCUUGUCAAGAACACUAAGCCCAGUGGCUCACAGACACUUGGCCAUCUGUAACCAUCCUCAACUUUAUCCAAAGCCUUACCAUUAAAAUUGUAUUCACCUGGUGGUGGACAGGAUGGAUUCCUUCCUUGUGCUUCACUCCAUUAAUUUAAGGGUCUGAGCUUUAAAACUUCUUAAACUGCUUUCCCAUGGGAGCUGGGAAAGGAACUUGUGCUGAUCCUAAUUUCACAACAAUCGUGGCCAGUCCAUAAAUUAAGAUAAAUGCUGAUGGUGUGAGCUGAUCUUGAACUCCAGCUCCUUGUAAGUUUAGGCUGGUAGUCUGGAGGGAAGGAAGUCUUGUAAGGGUAGUGAAUGUCAGUUUCACUACUCUUGCCCUCUGCAAGGUUGACUAACUCAUGUUGGCAUUGAAAAUCUGAAUGGUUAUUGCCAAACUAAAUUACAAGUCCACAUUAAAUGUUAAUACUUUCAGUAUUUACCCCGUCAGCGUGAGCUUUUUUUUUUGCCAAAGUACAGUUUUGCAUGUCCUAGAACUCCCAAGUUUUACUUUAUCAUGAGAUUUUGAAAAUUUAAACUUCAGUCAUAUCCCUCUGGAGAGGAAUAAUCUUCUUCAGUUUACAAGUAUGCCAGUCACCUCAUUGGUCACCAGAUCUUUGUUGCUGAUCCCCACCAGGAGCUGUUAUUUCGUACAAGUCAACAUGAUGAUUUGCUCUUCUGAGAUCCCACUGUCCUCACCACCCACUCCUCUCUCUGACACACCCUGGCCACCCAAAGAGGCUUUUCUCUGAAUUGCCUGCCCACUUCACAACCACUUGUGUGCACUUGGAAUGAAACAAAGCCUUUUCUGUCAGGCUUCUGUGGUUUACCCUUUGGCUGCUAAGCUAGUUAGGGACAUGAAGCUCAAAUCCCCAAAGCUGCUGUCAUCUUAAUCAGUGAUUGAAUAGGAUUUAAUUACCUUCCUCCUUAAUCUGCAACAGCAAUGUAUUUGGAUAAAAAUUGACCACAUCCAUAAAUAUUAAUUACAUUCUGCCUCCUUGUUAAAUAUGCAGUCCACAGAUGUUAUCAGCUGGAUGGGAAUUUCAGGAAUUUCGGGUGGGGAGAAGGUAACAAUUCGAGCGUGGAGAAGGCAAGCAAUUUGCCACUGUUGAAAUUACACACCAAAUGGGAAAUUGUGGCCAGUUUCAAGGGGAUGUUUUAACUUCUUUCAAUUGAGAGUGUUUAUUUAUUUUCAACCAUCCCUAUAGUGUCUUUCAAAGUAUUUUUUACACUGCUUCUCUCAACCUGCCGUUCCAUAUUGAAAGUAACUGGCCUGGUCUCACAGGCAGGCAGGUCACUUACAAUGUGACCAUGAGAGAUAGGAGGAACGAGAGAACUGGCACUUCAGGACUAUAGGAGGCUGACAUUUAUUGCCUGCCCCAGUUUGCACUCCACCCCCCAGAUGUAAGCCACCUUCUUGAACCACUGCAGGGUUGGCUGGGAGGUGGCAAGUUGCAGGAUUUUGACCCCAUAAGCCAGGAAGGGAGUUGUGCUGUUCAGAUCAGGGAUAUUCAUCAACAAAUCAUGCUGUCAGUCAGAAGGAAAGGCAGUAGCUGUCCAUACUCAUUGAGAGCUUUAAAUCAUCUGUCAAGGCUGGCUUAAAGCCUGAAUAACGGAGAGAGGAGAAUGACUAAUAAAAACAGAAGAUACUGAAAAAGUUCAGCCAGUCCAGCAGCCUCUGGGGAGAGGGAGUGUUUCAGGUCAUUGAUCUUUUAUCAAGUGAACCAAAGGUAAAGGAGAAAGGCAAGAGAAGUGUGGCUAGUGAUUGAGGCCUUUUAGAUGUACAAUUGUGUUGCCUUUUGGGUGGGACAGAGUCUAUAGUGAGUCUGGGAGGAAAAUAACAAGAUUAUUAAUAGAAAUUGUU
Messenger RNA from Pristis pectinata (smalltooth sawfish), 8905 nucleotides. Its product is annotated as insulin receptor-like. Gene Ontology annotation, biological process: protein autophosphorylation; cell surface receptor protein tyrosine kinase signaling pathway; glucose homeostasis. Gene Ontology annotation, molecular function: phosphatidylinositol 3-kinase binding; insulin receptor activity; insulin receptor substrate binding. Lineage: Eukaryota; Metazoa; Chordata; Chondrichthyes; Rhinopristiformes; Pristidae. Gene Ontology annotation, cellular component: axon; membrane; insulin receptor complex. The coding region runs from base 1278 to 5378 and encodes 1366 amino acids. The record is from RefSeq and is a predicted model, not a curated record. The transcript is spliced from 22 exons.